This is a messenger RNA of Rotaria sp. Silwood2, 991 nucleotides long. NCBI's taxonomy places the organism in Eukaryota, Metazoa, Rotifera, Eurotatoria, Philodinida, Philodinidae. The record is from the annotation of a GenBank genome assembly.
AGAAUGGCAACUGCUGCUGACUCUGUCAUUACAACAAAUAAUUAUUUAUAUUUGCCGAAUGAUCCUUUCCAAUGGAAUUUACCCGAAGGUGUUUAUAUAACAUAUUUACCACCGACCAAUAGUUCUGGUGAUAUUUAUCAUAUGGUAAGCUAUUUAAUGUUAGCAGAAUACGAAAAGAAAACAUUACCAAUGAUUCAAUUAUCUUAUGAUGGAAAUGCAACGUCGAAGAAAAAUGAAAGUGAAAUGAAUACUUACUCACAAACCCAACGUUGUAUACAAUUCGCUAAACAUCUCGGCUUUGAAAAGUGCUUUCUUAAUCCAAUAAAACUUCCUGGGAGUGGUUUUCGAUCAAAUCCUCGUCAAAAGAAACUCCUCAAUUAUCUGAAAAACAAUAUUAUCUCAAAAGGAAGAGUUUACUUUGUUGAACAAAAAUUAUUAACCACAUUAAUAUCGCAUUAUUUUAUUGAAAACGGUCGAAAUAAGGCUACAGACAUUUUAAGAGAAUCAUUUCAAAAAUGGUCGGUGGAUGAAAAAGUGAAUAAUACUAUUAAAAACGAUGUGCAAGAUGAAAUUAAACGCAUGGAUGCCUCAAAAUCUUUAAUUAUUAUACAAUACCGUUAUUCAUCAAAAGCUAAUAAAAAUGAGAAUACUGAUGAUAUUGAAAUUUUUAAAAGACUGAACAACUAUUUAAAUGAAAAAAACUAUAAUACAUGGUAUUUAUUUGUCGAUUCAAGGUCAACUGAGCCAAGCACAAUUGAACAUAUCCACAAUAAAAAGCAUUGCUUUCCUUAUGAAAUUCAAAAUAUUGAUUGUGGAAAACUGUUUCAUUUAGAAUUCCUUCUACAAGUAUCAAAAUUAAAAAACCUUCAAGGUAUUAUUGGUAAUACAAGUGGUUGUCUUGAUUUAGCUGCAUUUGUCGGUCAUAAUGUUCUUAAUUUUCACCAAUUUAAUAAUAAAAUGAAUUAUCAAUCUUACAGAAUAUUUCUUCAAU